CAUUAGCUUCAAGGAUAUUAUUUUUCUGCAAAUAAGAUGCUAGUGUCAUCAUUUGUCUUGUUUAUUAGAUACCCAAGUACCUUUUGUAUGAAACACCCACGUGUGACAAGCUACAGCUACAACAAAAGAUACAUCCGGGAUAGAUGGCCUAUAAAACAUGCUAGACAGUCCGUAUCAACACCAAACGCUCUGAGCUCAGACUUCAACAUGCAGCUAUCAACUGUCGUGUUCGCGCUUGUAGUACUUGCCGCAGUGCUGGUAAAAUCAGGAGAGGCGAGGGCUUCACCAUCAAAAGAGGAGCUGCUGGAUGAUUUGACUGAUAGGCUGUUGGCUAGAUAUUUGGAAAGUAGGGAGCAAGAUAAAGGUGUGCAGAAUGCCAACACACGAGACGGAUAUAAGGAUGGUCCAGUGCGUCGUUGGUGGUGGAAGAAACCUGAUACAAGCAAAAAUAACGCUGAUAGUGAAAGCAAAAGUGAGGAUACAUACAAUAAUAAUAACAACCAAGGAAAUGACUGUAAAAAGUGAUUAAAAUCCAAGUGGUUAAAAACAUAAGCAGUGAAACAUAUUUUAGCUCUAUGACGUUUAUCUAUCAUAAACAUCUUCUGUUUCCACAAAACGAAGAAACAAAAACGGUAAUUAUUUUUAUCCAUCAAAUUGUGAAAAACAAAACGACAAAAAUAUAUCGACGUAAAUUCAUUGUCACAUAAUGUUUCACAAAUGUACCUAUUUGUAGAUAGGUUAGUGUGAUACAAAUUAAUAUAUUUAGGAUUUUGGAUUUGUUUUUGGCAUAAUGAAUAAUAUUUUAUUUUACUAUUGUAAAUACAAUUAUUCAUAUUUCUUUGUUAUCUAUUUUAUGUUUUUACUUAUCUACAGGUAGUUUUAUAUUAAGUUGCAGUUUCAUAACUGUCCAUUAUAUAGUAUUCACUAUAUCUGUAUAUAUCAAAAAUGGUCGUCUGCUAAAAUUGUCCGAUAGCGCCCUGACAUGCUGUAUCUACAACACGCAUGCGCAUACAUACACUUAUGAAAUUGCAACCUGUCUAAUAUAUGCAUGUUCUUUUAAUCAGCUUUUUUUGAAUUUCAUAUUGAUUGUUUUUAUUUUGACUUUUACAAGACUUGUUAACAAAUUUGCAAAAGACAAUUCAUUUUCAAAUGGCACUUUGGCAUAUAUGACAUUUCUUAAUAAAAUAUCAAUAUACAAUUGUCUUCAAGACGAUUAAAGUUCAAAAAAAGGUACAACAAUUGUUAACAUACAUGUUAUUGUUUCAAAAUGAAAGAUGUAAAAUUUUGUAUGCACUAAGACAUUUACAAUUUAUAUCAAGGUUGUGAACAAGUAUAACAUUCUCUACUUCUAUGCAACUUACUUUAUAUCUAUUAAACAUAAUUUUCUGCAGA
This is a messenger RNA of Mercenaria mercenaria, 1392 nucleotides long. RefSeq lists its product as uncharacterized. The coding region runs from base 37 to 525 and encodes 162 amino acids. NCBI's taxonomy places the organism in Eukaryota, Metazoa, Mollusca, Bivalvia, Venerida, Veneridae. The record is from RefSeq and is a predicted model, not a curated record. The transcript has 2 exons.